Messenger RNA from Penicillium angulare, 2382 nucleotides. RefSeq names its product Multicopper oxidase type 2. NCBI's taxonomy places the organism in Eukaryota, Fungi, Ascomycota, Eurotiomycetes, Eurotiales, Aspergillaceae. The record is from RefSeq and is a predicted model, not a curated record. Gene Ontology annotation, molecular function: copper ion binding; oxidoreductase activity. The transcript has 5 exons. Bases 1 to 2382 code for a protein of 793 amino acids.
AUGGCACCCCUCAAGACUUUGCUAGCUCUAGCUAGCAUGGGUGUGAGCCCAAUGGCAUGGGCCAAGUUAGUUCACUUCAAUUUGGACCUUACUUGGGAAAAAGGUGCACCUGAUGGAAAUGUUCGUGAAAUGGUAUUCAUGAACAAGCAAUUCCCUGGUCCGGAGUUGAGGCUUCACCAGGGCGAUGAUGUGGAGGUCACGGUUCACAACCAUCUACCCUUCAAUACAUCCAUCCACUUCCACGGCAUUGAACAACUGGGAACUCCAUGGUCCGAUGGUGUUCCUGGGCUGACGCAAAAGCCCAUUCAACCUGGUAACACUUGGACAUAUCGCUGGAAGGCUACACAAUAUGGAACUUAUUGGUACCACUCACAUGGCCGGUCUGAGAUGAUGGAUGGCCUUUACGGCCCAAUCUGGAUUGAACCGGCACCUGAGACCCCUCAACCUUUUCACCUAAUUUCUAACAACACUGCCGACAUUGCGGCUAUGCAAAAGGCAGAGUUAGAUCCUAAAUUGAUCAUACUAUCUGAUUGGGAUCAUUUGACUUUCGAAGAAUACCAAAAGAUCCAGGAAGAAAGUGGUUACAGUGUAUUCUGCAUGGAUAGUGUCCUCGUCAACGGCCGCGGAGCUGUUUACUGCCCCGGUGGUGAGAAGAUCUCCAGUGUGGAGCUCGACUACCUCAAGACCGCAAUUGAUCAAUCGCCUUUGAGUGACAAGGGAUGCUUGCCAAAUAUCUAUAAGACACAGGGAAGUUUCGGCGGACACGAUGAGACAAGGAUUCCUCAGGGCGUCAACUGGGGCUGUGAGCCAACCACUGGAAAUCACGAAAUUAUUGAAGUCGAUGGCAACGCCGGCUGGGUGAGCUUAAAGUUCAUCAGUGCGGCUGCUUUGAAAUCUCUCAUUUUCUCGAUCGACGAACACCCCAUGUACAUCUAUGAGGUCGAUGGAAGCUACGUGGAGCCAUUGCUUGUCCAUAGUGCGGCUAUUUUCAAUGGUGAGCGCUAUUCGGCCAUGGUGAAACUCGACAAGCCAUGGAAGGACUACACCCUUCGAGUCCCUGAUACUCAGGGUGACCAGGUCAUUUCAGGAUUUGCUACCUUGCGUUAUAAGGGAUCCUCCAAUGCUCAAUCUUCCCAACCCUACGUUGACUACGGCGGGAGGAAUACCUCGGCCUCAGUUGUGGCCCUGGAUCAAAGAGCUAUUCAUCCAUAUCCUCCUGUCAGUAUUCCGGCUUCCGCUGAUCAGCUAGUCAAUUUGACUAUUGGUCGCUGGGGCUCUUCUUAUACAUUCACAACCUCAGGUGGCGGUCUAUGGGAUAUGAUGGCCAACUGGGAUGACCCAAUUCUCUAUGAUCUCAGCGCAAAGAACAAUUUGGCGCCUGGUCUUGCUAUUGAAACCAAGAACGGCACUUGGGUUGAUCUCCUCCUACAACUUGGUCAUAUGCCUAACACCCCUGAUAUCACUGCUGCCCACGUUAUGCACAAGCAUUCCAACAAAGCUUUCAUUCUCGGCGUUGGGCCCGGAUUCUUCGAAUGGUCAAGCACUGAAGAGGCGGUUGCUGCACACCCUGAGUACUUUGGGCUUGAAAACCCUCAAAUGCGAGACACUUUUGUUACCCAGGGCACACGUGGUCCGACGUGGAUGAUUCUUCGCUACCAGGUUGUCAACCCCGGGCCCUUCCUGUUUCACUGUCACAUUGAGACACACAUGGCAAAUGGCAUGGCUGUUGCCCUUCUCGACGGAGUCGACGCCUGGCCGCAGCUUCCUCCGGGUGAGGACCAAAGUCCCAACCCAAUUCCAGUUGGGCCUCAGAGUCAAUCUCCUGUUCCAACUCCCCUUCCUACUAGCACUCCUCCUGUCAACCCAGCUUCGACUCCCAGUGUUAAGUCUUCUAUUUCAAGCUCGCGGCCCUACUCAUCCAUCGUUCCAUCACCCACUCCCAGUACAAAGCCGUCUACCCCGGCUUCUCAGUCUUUCACACCAGGUCCUCCUGCAUACACACCAAGCUCUCGGCCCUCUACCCCUGUUGUCCAGUCCUUUACUCCAACAGCUCCUCCAUCAUCGUCACCCAUUGUUCCACCGCCUACGCCAAGUUCUCAGCCUCCUUCACCCCCAUCUCCUCCACCGGCUCAAACCCCCAACCCUCUAAUUGAGCCACCGUCUCCCUCUUGGUUGGCAAGACUGCACAUGCACAAACUUGGCGAAAAUGGGCUUGUAAAUAGGCUACUUCAACGUGACGAGGAUGCAGGAGAUAAACACAAGCCGUUCCCGAACGAGGUUACUUUGAUCGAGGCAAAGAAAGUCCACGAAAAGUUAACUGACACUUCUCAUUCCCCCAAUUCUUCAAAGGGGCGUGGCCGCUACCACCACCGCAACUGGUAA